This is a messenger RNA of Thlaspi arvense, 1574 nucleotides long. The record is from the annotation of a GenBank genome assembly. Lineage: Eukaryota; Viridiplantae; Streptophyta; Magnoliopsida; Brassicales; Brassicaceae.
AGAACCUCGAGACUUGUCUUGUCUUUAUGCUUCAGAAGCAAAUCAAAGCAUCUCCAAGAUUUGAAGCUCCAUCAAUGGCUGCUCUUCUUCUCCUUUUCCUUUUCCUCUUUGCAAGUUCUGCUCUCUCCCAAGAUUCUUUAAUCGGUGUGAAUAUCGGCACAGAAGUCACGAACAUGCCAAGUCCAACACAAGUAGUAACACUCCUCAAAUCACAGAGCAUAAACCGCGUCCGCCUCUACGACGCAGACCGCGCGAUGCUCCUAGCGUUUGCUCACACGGGCAUUCAAGUGAUAAUCUCUGUACCAAACGACCAGCUUCUCGGUAUCAGCCAAUCAAACGCAACCGCAGCCAAUUGGGUCAGCAGAAACGUAGCCGCCUACUACCCCGCGACCAACAUCACAGCAAUCGCGGUCGGAUCAGAAGUCCUAACCACCCUCUCAAACGCAGCUUCCGUGCUCGUAUCGGCCCUCAAAUACAUUCAAUCCGCUCUCAUCACGGCCAAUCUCGACCGUCAGAUCAAAGUAUCUACGCCACAUUCCUCCACCAUCAUUCUUGAUUCUUUCCCUCCUUCUCAAGCUUUCUUCAACAAGACUUGGGAUCCAGUCAUCGUCCCUCUCCUCAAGUUCCUCCAGUCCACUGGAUCGCCGUUGAUGCUCAACGUUUACCCUUAUUUCGACUACGUUCAGUCAAACGGCGUUAUACCGCUUGAUUACGCGCUUUUCCAGCCUCUCCAGGCCAACAAGGAAGCUGUAGACGCAAACACACUGUUACAUUACACAAACGUCUUUGAUGCGAUCGUAGACGCGGCUUACUUCGCAAUGUCUUAUCUCAAUUUCACCAACAUUCCAAUCGUGGUCAUGGAAUCGGGUUGGCCCUCGAAGGGAGAUGCUUCAGAACACGAUGCGACGGUGGAGAACGCAAACACUUACAAUAGCAAUUUGAUCCAGCACGUGAUCAACAAGACCGGAACGCCGAAACACCCGGGAACUGCGGUUACUACAUACAUCUACGAGCUUUACAACGAGGACUCGAGGGCUGGACCGGUGUCCGAGAAGAACUGGGGACUGUUUCAUACAAACGGGACUCCGGUUUACACGUUGCGUUUGGCGGGUGCAGGUGCGGUUCUGGCGAAUGAUACUACGAACCAGACGUUUUGUAUAGCGAAGGAAAAGGUUGAUAAAAAGAUGCUUCAGGCGGCUCUUGACUGGGCUUGCGGUCCAGGGAAAGUCGAUUGCUCGGCGCUGAUGCAGGGUGAGGCGUGUUAUGAACCAGACGAUGUGGUUGCGCAUUCUACUUAUGCGUUUAAUGCUUAUUACCAGAAGAUGGGGAAAGCUUUAGGGAGCUGUGAUUUCAAAGGAGUUGCUACAGUCACCACCACUGAUCCAAGUCGAGGAAAAUGCGUGUUUCCUGGAAGUGCGAAAAGCAAUCAGACACUUGGAAACACCACCACUGCGAUGGCCCCUUCAGCAAACUCCACAACCUCUGGCUGCAUCCCACAGUACUAUCAUCGUCACGCUUCAUUCACUGACUUAACACUCCUCUCCCUUCUACUGAUCAUUGCCUUAGUAUUCUUG